AUGACGUUUAUGACGGUUUUGUCUGCAGAGUAUGAUUCCAGUCAUCACGUUCGCUCCUAUCAGAUGGCGGGAAAUGCAGAGCAGCACCAUCAGGUCAUCCGGAGCAAGAAGGAGAGUAUGAAAGACAGCAUGAAGGCCUGGUACUGCUGCGUCGAACCACAGUACAUCGCCGUCAUCUCUUCUCUCGUUGCGAGCAGCGCGGCAGCGUUUGGGAUUCCGAAGGUCUUGGCCUUCUCCUUCCCCGGCUGGCGGAUCUCGCUCAAUCUCACCCGCACCACUCUGUCUGCUCUCUUCUCGGUUGGGAACUUGUGCGGAGCUUUCUUUCAGCCCUACAUAGGCAAGAACGUGGACAAGUGGGGGCCCAAACAUUCGCUCGUCGUCAUGCUGCUCUUCAUCUGCGGUCCUUUCUAUGCUCCCAUCAUUGCGCAGGAGAUUUUCUUUCCUCCCCUGCGGAUGGCCAUCAUGGUUUUGGCAAUCUUCGGUAUCAGGGUGCUGCAGGCAGGGAUAGAUACAGCUGGGAAUGUGCUCAUCAACCAUUGGUUCCUCAAGCAGCGAGGCAGAGUUUCCUCCAUCCGUCAGAUUUUCUACGUCUGCCUCCAGGAUCUCGUGCUCGUUCAGAUCGUGCAGAACCUGGACGACUGGCGGGCCACCUCCCAUCUCUCCGUCGCCGUCUGCUUCGUCGCCAUGUCCUGGAUCUUCAUCUUCGCCAUCAACACGCCGGAAGAGAUCGGGAUGAAGCCUGACGGCAAGUGGGUGGAGAGUACAGGCAUCGAGUACGAGAGCCUUUUGGACGGCAAGCAGGCGAUGCAAACUUCUUCGUUCUGGCUUUUACUUACCAACAAUGUAUUCUAUUGCAUUGUUGGCCCAACAACUACUCUUUUCCUCCUUGACAUCGUCAUGGAUACAGUCGGGGACGCGAAGCUGAAGCAGAUCAAUCUGGCUCAGUGCGUGUACAUCCCUCACUUCAUCCUCGCGGUGCUCGUUGGAACAGCCUCGGGGUGGAUGAUCGACUAUGGCGUUGAGAUCAGGUACAUCCUCGCCUUCUCCUCCUUCUGCCUUGCCCUCUCCACCUACAUCUCGACCGAGAUCAGCAGCCCCUCCACCGCUAUCCUCUUCGGCAUCAUCCGAGGAUGCGUCGGCGGUACCCGACAGAGUGUGAAACAGACGGUAUGGGCAAACUACUAUGGCAGAGAGCAUCUCGGUGAGAUCACUGGGAUCUCGCGCACGUGCGAGAUGCUGGGCAUGUCGCUCGGCCCUCUCUUCCUCGGGGUCUCCCGCGAACAUUUCGGGGAGUAUCGUACGGGCUGCUACGCCAUGUCAGCGCUCUGCUGGUUCCAAGGUUGGGCGAUGCUCUUCCUGAAGAAACCCGUUCAUCCUUCGUCGUUGGCAGAGCCCGCUGCCUAG
Guillardia theta CCMP2712 is the source of this 1404-nucleotide messenger RNA. RefSeq lists its product as hypothetical. The record is from RefSeq and is a predicted model, not a curated record. Gene Ontology annotation, biological process: transmembrane transport. The coding region runs from base 1 to 1404 and encodes 467 amino acids. NCBI's taxonomy places the organism in Eukaryota, Cryptophyceae, Pyrenomonadales, Geminigeraceae. The transcript has 12 exons. Gene Ontology annotation, molecular function: transmembrane transporter activity.